This is a messenger RNA of Penicillium odoratum, 564 nucleotides long. RefSeq lists its product as uncharacterized. The transcript has a single exon. The coding region runs from base 1 to 564 and encodes 187 amino acids. NCBI's taxonomy places the organism in Eukaryota, Fungi, Ascomycota, Eurotiomycetes, Eurotiales, Aspergillaceae. The record is from RefSeq and is a predicted model, not a curated record.
AUGCACAAUCCAGAAAUCGCAUUCAUCUCCGGCCCCAUUGAUACGGGGCCACAGGAGGAGUACUUCAAUCACUAUAUUCCACUCAUUAACCAGGCAAUCGAGCGCGGCGACACCUUCGUCAUUGGUCCCAUUCCAAGCGGAGUCGACGCAGAUGCCCUGUCCUACCUCCUCGCAUACCCUGUACCGCCCACUCAAAUCACAAUAUGUGUGACCCCUGCGGAAGAAGGAAUGUGGGGUAGUCGGUUUCGCGCAUCCGGAGUCAAUUUACGGGUUGUGGAUGGUCAUAUGAGUCGCGAGCGAGACGCGACAAUGACCAAUAUCAGUACAUAUGAUAUUCUACGCGUGCGCACAAAGACAGAGGCACGAGAAUUCUAUGGACGUCUCUGGCGGGAUGGAUAUGUGACCAAUACGGAGCGAAAUUGGAAGCGUCGGCGAGGGAUUGCUGAGGAAUUGAUUGUAGAUGCGGAGGAGAUCAAUCAAUCCGUGGGGAUGCCAUCAGUGAAUGAAAAGAUAGUUCCCCGCUCGGGAUAUCUUAAGGCAUUCUGUAGCUGUUGGAGUAGGUAG